Fusarium oxysporum Fo47 is the source of this 914-nucleotide messenger RNA. RefSeq names its product HAD-like domain-containing protein. The record is from RefSeq and is a predicted model, not a curated record. Bases 1 to 777 code for a protein of 258 amino acids. The transcript has a single exon. Lineage: Eukaryota; Fungi; Ascomycota; Sordariomycetes; Hypocreales; Nectriaceae.
AUGUCUUAUCCUGAUCUUACAACGUUCAAGGCAUUGUCAUUUGACUGCUAUGGCACUUUGAUAGACCAAGAGUCUGGCAUGACCCGUGGCUUACAGCCUAUCAUUAGUCGCCUUCCUUCCGAUAGCGACUACAAAGAGAAUCCAGUUCUGUUGAUUCAGCGCUUUCACGAGUUUACCCAGGUCCUUGAAGAAGGGGAGCCUACCCUACGCUACAGCAGUAUCGUCUCGCGCUCGUUCAAAAGUCUUGCAAAAGAACUCGAUAUUUCUGUACCUGAUGAAGAAAUGAAUCAUCUCGAGUCCCUUCCCGGAACUUGGCUCCCUUUCCCCGAUACAAUUCCAGGCUUGCAAAUUUUAAAGAAGCACUACAAGCUCAUCAUCCUCACUAACAUGGAUAACGUCAACGCGUCUUCAACUCUAAAGCAUCUCCAGCCCGCUGAAUUCGACAGAGUCUACACUGCCGAAGACAUCGGUAGUUAUAAACCCGCUAAGGCAAACUUCGACUACUUGUUUGAUCAUCUCAAAAGCGAUCUGAGCGUCGACAAGGAUCGCGGGGAAUUACUACACGUAGCGAGAAGUUUGACUGCAGAUCACGUCCCGGCCAAACGGUUCGGACUCCGAAGUGUUUGGAUCUCUCGCGGCGGUGAAAAGAAAGAGGGAACAGGUGUUGGAGGUGAUUAUGAGAGAUUGAAAGAAAACGUGGCGUUUGAAUGGAGAUUUGAUAGCAUUGGGAAAUUCGCGGAGGAAGUGGAAAGGCAGUUUGCUCAGAAGACAGCUUAGAAAACGGUUUUGCGCUGCGGCCUGAACAAUUACGACCUACGGUCAUGGAUCAUGGAUGAAGUAGGGCUGAGCGCUGAGUUAUGCCGGCAGAUGGCAUUAAAUAUCACGGUGGUGAAUAUGCAACUCAUCGAGAUGGA